AUGAUGGAUGUGAACAGCAACAAAGUGUCGGCCGAGUCCUCGAAAAAGUCCUUCGAAACCGCGAGGAAGGAGCUACGCGCUAUAGUGGCUAAAAUCGAAGAGAAUGGAUUCGCCAACAGGACAUUGAAGCUGUUCCACGCGCAGUCCUUGCUCAAACCCGGUGGAUCGAAAUUCCGUAAGAGACACCUGUGGAUCCUCUUGAUCUUCGCCUGGAUUCUGGGACAAUUUUUAUGGAAUUACGCGCGUUCUGCUCGUCACGACAAGUGUCUGGCGGAGCUGCCCUCGUUCACGCAGAAAAUUUUCCGACCUGCCGAGGAUUGCUCGAUCUGUCGGGACGUUCAACAGGUUGACAGGAUAUCGAACGUGGUUCCUGGGACUUUCGAGGAACGUUAUGCGUACUCUGGAAGGCCUGUGGUGAUCACAGACGCCAUGACAAACUGGACCGCUCCGAGGGUGUUCUCCUUUAUGUUUCUCAAGUCAUUGUACGACGGCGAGGACGCAAAUUGCCAGUUCUUUCCAUACAAAACCGAGUUCAAGAGCCUUCAAGACGUUUUCGAAAUGGACGCCAGUCGGUCUUUGCUCGAGGAGGGAACGAAGCCGUGGUACGUGGGCUGGAGCAACUGCGACGAAAAAGUCGGCAACGUGCUUAGGCAACAUUACCAAAGACCCUAUUUCCUUCCCCCGACCGCUGAGAGCGAGAAGACCGAUUGGAUUUUCAUGGGAAGCCAUGGCUACGGGGCUCCCAUGCACGUGGACGACGUGGACCAUCCGUCGUGGCAGGCGCAAAUAAAGGGUGAGAAACUGUGGAUCUUGGAACCGCCGAGGGAAUGUCAUUACAACUGCAACAGGCUGGAAGUUGUGGUGCAUUCUGGCGAAAUAAUCGUUCUGGACACCAAUCGCUGGUACCACCAAACAAGGAUCGUUUCGGACGAGAUGAGCAUCACCAUCGGCGCGGAAUACGAUUGA
This is a messenger RNA of Colletes gigas, 966 nucleotides long. RefSeq lists its product as uncharacterized. Lineage: Eukaryota; Metazoa; Arthropoda; Insecta; Hymenoptera; Colletidae. Bases 1 to 966 code for a protein of 321 amino acids. The record is from RefSeq and is a predicted model, not a curated record. The transcript is spliced from 6 exons.